AUGACAUUGAGUGGUAAAAGAGUUGUUCAGAUUGAGAUCAAGUCCAAGGGUGAUGUUUUUCACGAGCUAUGGAAGGCAAAUCCACACCAAGUUCCGAGCUUGACACCAACCACCAUCCAAAAUUGUCAAACCCAUGAGGGUGAAGUUGGAACCGUGGGCUCUAUUCUUAUCUGGAACUAUUUUCAUGAUGGAAAAGACAGCGUUGCAAAAACAUUGAUUGAAGACAUCAAAGAGGAGAAAAAGUCAGUGACCUUUAAGAUACUAGAAGGUGAUCUGCUGGAACUAUACAAGACCAUUGUUAUACAUGUUCAUGUAGACACAUGUGGUAUAAACCAUCUUGUGACAUGGACAAUCGAGUAUGAGAAACUGGCACCUAAUGUUCCUGAUCCAGAUACACUCAUGGACUUUUACAGGAAAAUCACUAAAGACAUAGAAACUCACCAUCUUGGUCAAAAAUAAAUAGUAAAUCAAAAUCAAGUUCAAAUACAACACCAAUAUAUAUAUAGGUGACGUACCAUAAAUAAUUGAUUUUGAGUGUGUUUGAUGUUUCAUUACCUUAAGUAUGUUUGAUGCUUUCGUUUGUAAAAAUGUUUGGGUUACUUUUAUAAUCAAUUUGGGUGCUUGUGGGUGAGGCCAUGAUGGAGUUUCUAAAUCUGUGGAUUUAAAAUUUGUCAUGGAAUCGAAUAAUGGCCGAUUAACAGUAA
Molecule: messenger RNA, 704 nt
Organism: Erigeron canadensis
Lineage: Eukaryota; Viridiplantae; Streptophyta; Magnoliopsida; Asterales; Asteraceae
Product: kirola-like
Exons: 2
Coding region: 1-459 (152 amino acids)
Biological process (GO): defense response
Source: RefSeq, a predicted model, not a curated record